This is a messenger RNA of Striga asiatica, 405 nucleotides long. NCBI's taxonomy places the organism in Eukaryota, Viridiplantae, Streptophyta, Magnoliopsida, Lamiales, Orobanchaceae. The record is from the annotation of a GenBank genome assembly.
AUGGAGAUGCAGAGACUGUAUUAUUGUGUGAUGGUAAUGUUUGGUCUUGUUUUGGGUUUUAUUAUUCCUUCAAUCAACGCUCAGAUGACUGGUCCUGGGCCCGCACCUUCCCCGUCCAGCGAUGGUAAUUUCUCGAGUCGAGUGGUGUAUGAUAAUUUGGUACUUGAUAUUGACAUUGCAGGGGUAGCAAUAGAUCAAGGAAUAGCAUAUCCCCGCCCGAACCCGUUCCAGAACCCAUUCCCACCUCCAUGGUCGCCGCCGCCGACGCAUUGCCUCAACAACAAUCCUAAUGGCUCAGGUAAAAAUCCUAGCUUUGAUGUAAUGACGCAGGCUGAUUCGAGCACCAAUUUGCUGGAUUUUCCUAAUGCCAAAUCGCUUCCUCCUGUUAGCGGCGCAGAGAAUUGA